CUCAUCUACAUUAAAUCAAAAACUAUUUGUGCAUGCACUGCUCAAACUAAAAUUUAAUUUUUUUUUCUUCUUUGUCUUUUUGUUCUAUCUAUCUAGAUUGUAACGAAGUGAAAAAUCUCCUCCUUUACCACCGCUUUCCACCUGUUCACAGUUCAGUGCUUCAACCUCUAUAUAUAACAAACACACAGGAAUUAGAAAUUCUCACUUUUCCUCUUUUCAUUUGAGAAAAAAUGGCUUCAAAAAUUGCAAGUACUAAGAAUGUGAAGAACCAGACUGCCCUGCUUGCAGCAGGGCACUGGUUGAUACUUUCUGUAGCUAUCAAUGUUGGGUUUUUGUUGAAGCUGAUACAUGACGGGAAUUUAAGAAUAGACUGGUAUGGCCUGCACAAUGGUCAAGACAAUGGUGGUCACCUCUCUUCUUAUGCUGCUGAGCCGAAGCCUGAUGGCCAAAUCCAAAAUAAGUACAUAAAUUUGGAUCAUGGUGAUCCAACUAUGUACCAGAGUUACUGGAAGCAGAUGGGUGACAGAACCGAUGUUGUCAUAUCUGGUUGGCAAUCUGUUAGUUAUUUUUCAGAUACCAAAACCGUUUGCUGGUUUCUCGAACCAGGUUUUGCAAAUGCAGUAACUAGAUUGCACAAGCUAGUUGGAAAUGCUGAGACUGGAAACCGGCACAUCGUGGUUGGGACAGGAUCUACCCAGCUGUUUCAGGCCGUAUUAUAUGCCCUCUGUCCAUACGAUGCUCCAGAGCCAAUGAGUAUUGUAUCUGCUGCCCCAUUUUAUUCGUCAUACCCACUGAUCACUGAUUGCUUGAAAUCUGGGCUCUACAAGUGGAGAGGUGAAGUCGAUGACUUUAACAAAGAAGCUCCCUAUAUAGAGCUUGUUACUUCCCCAAACAAUCCUGAUGGAUCAAUCAGGGAAGCUGUGUUCAAUGGGAGCGGACAAAUAUUGGUUCAUGACGUAGCUUAUUAUUGGCCUCAGUAUACUCCAAUUUCUUCUAGGGCAGACCAUGACAUAAUGUUGUUCACCCUAUCCAAAAGCACAGGACAUGCUGGGAUGCGCUUAGGAUGGGCACUUGUCAAAGAUGAAGCAAUUGCGAAAAAGAUGGUCAAAUUUAUAGAGAUAAGCAGCAUUGGUGUCUCUAAAGAUUCACAAGUCAGAGCUGCUAAAAUCAUGGAUGUUAUAAACGAUUCAUACGAGGACUCAAAAACCUCAAAUGAAAGCAAACGCUUCUUUGAUUAUGCCCGCGAGGAAAUGGCUAAGAGGUGGAGUCAACUGCGAGAGGUAGUAAACAAAGGCCAAGCGUUUAGUUUGCCUACCUUACCUGUUGGAGAAUGCAACUUCAGCCAUCAAACAUUUGCAACACAGCCUGCUUUUGCAUGGCUGAAGUGCGAGCAGGUAGAUGACUGUGAAAGUUUUCUGAAGAAGCACAAGAUACUGACCAGAGGUGGGGUACAUUUUGGUUCUAGUAAAAAGUAUGUUAGGGCUAGUUUGAUAGGUCACGAGGAAGACUAUAACGAGUUUAUUCGAAGAUUGUCCUUGAUAAACUCUCUGGAGUCUCCGUGA
Molecule: messenger RNA, 1562 nt
Organism: Solanum verrucosum
Lineage: Eukaryota; Viridiplantae; Streptophyta; Magnoliopsida; Solanales; Solanaceae
Product: L-tryptophan--pyruvate aminotransferase 1-like
Exons: 5
Coding region: 231-1562 (443 amino acids)
Biological process (GO): amino acid metabolic process
Molecular function (GO): transaminase activity; carbon-sulfur lyase activity
Source: RefSeq, a predicted model, not a curated record